AUGGAUAAAAAGAAGAAACCCAGUGGUGCAUUUAAACGAAAACAACGCCAAGAAAGAGAAGAAAGUAAACAAAAAUUGCCCAAAAUUGACAAGUUUUUUAGUCAGCCUUCUGGAAGUACAUCUGGUCAAAAUAUUUCUAUUGAUAGUGACUCAAAUAAUGUGGUGAAUGCAGUGUUGGUUGAGAAGCCUACUGAAGAAGAUUCGACAAUUAUUGCAGUUGGAGAUAUCUCUGCCGCCGAUCAUGUGAACGUGGAUGAUGUUUGCAUGACACACAUAAGCGCGGAGGGUUUGGAGGAACCACAGACCUCUACAUUUUUCGAAAAUGUGUACGACAAAUCUUCUUAUGACUUGGGAAACUUCACGAACAAAAUAUUAAGUGAUAACGAAAAACGCCAAAUUCUUGGUAUGGGGACUUUGCAGCCUUCAGGACCUUUUCCAACAGGCAUCAACCAGAAUAAUAGGUUAUUCGAUAUCAUACUUACCCUAGCAAAGAGUUCUUUGGCUUUGAGAGGACAUCAAGAAGACUUAAGUCAGGAAGGAAACCACGGAAAUUUUUUAUCCUUUGUAGAGCUUGUCGCCCGAUAUGAUCACAUUUUACGGCAAGUUUUGGAUAUGCCCAAAGGAUCUACAAGAUAUCUGAGUGCAACGAUUCAAAAUGAAAUGAUUGAGAGCUUGGGGACCAAACUCGAAACCCAUCUACUAGAACAAAUUAGAGCGUCACCGUUUUUUGCCAUCAUAAUGGAUACGACACAGGACAUAUCGAAGGUAGAUCAGCUAAGCAUUGUUGUGAGGUAUGCAGUAAUAAACAGAUCGGAAAAUGGACAGCCAAUUGAUAUAAAAGUAAAAGAAGUGUUUCUAGGCUUUUAUGCAGCCAUCAAACAUGGCGCAGUAGAUUUAGUCAACCAAGUGACAACAUUAUUUAUCGACAAAAAUAUUGAUUUAAAAAAAUGUGUGGGGCAAGGCUAUGAUGGAGCCAGUGUGAUGAGUGUGAACAGCGAAAAGGAGAACGACGAAGCGAAUUCUGCAGAAGAUUCUGAUUCCUCUGACAAAACAAAAUCGAAAUCUUCUGUAGCUAAUGAUUCGAUCGAGGAAAUAUUGCCCUUCCCAAAGAGCACGAGAGCAGCUCAAACCCAAAGGAGAAGCAAAGGAGCUCAAGAAGCAGAAACCAUAACUAUAAAAUCAUAUAAAGAAGAAUUAGAAUCGAAGCAAACUUCCAUAGGUGCAAAGGAAAAGCGUGUAGUGGAACGAGAGAUAGUUUCUGACAUUCAGAUUCCUGGCACUUCAAAGGCUGUACCAAAAAAGUGA
Messenger RNA from Phaedon cochleariae (mustard beetle), 1305 nucleotides. The record is from the annotation of a GenBank genome assembly. NCBI's taxonomy places the organism in Eukaryota, Metazoa, Arthropoda, Insecta, Coleoptera, Chrysomelidae.